This is a messenger RNA of Centropristis striata (black sea bass), 1077 nucleotides long. Its product is annotated as olfactory receptor 52K1-like. Lineage: Eukaryota; Metazoa; Chordata; Actinopteri; Perciformes; Serranidae. Gene Ontology annotation, molecular function: G protein-coupled receptor activity; olfactory receptor activity. The record is from RefSeq and is a predicted model, not a curated record. The transcript has 2 exons. Gene Ontology annotation, cellular component: membrane. Gene Ontology annotation, biological process: G protein-coupled receptor signaling pathway. The coding region runs from base 136 to 1077 and encodes 313 amino acids.
CUCUGAUGUCCACAUACUGAUAUCUGUGGAACCUAAAGUGAAACCAAACACACUGAGGAGAGAUGGGCUGCCUCUGAUCCAUGUGAGGUGAUCCAACUGGAAACCAGCGUGAGGAGGUUUUCUGAGGAGGGCAGGAUGGAAAACAUCUCGUCACACAAAUAUUUCAUCCUGGAUGGCUUCAGUGAACUGGGAGCCCUGAGGCCCGUCCUCUUCGUCCCGUUCUUCAUCAUGUUGGUUGUGUCACUGUUGGCCAACUUCUUGCUGCUGUACGUGGUCAUUUCUCAGAAAAGCCUCCACUCACCAAUGCACAUCCUCAUUGCUGGCAUGGCAUGUGUGGAACUGAGUCUGCCGCUGUUCACCAUCCCCAACAUGCUGCUGAGUUUCCUGUUUAACUGGAGAGGAAUCUCUCUGAUUGGCUGCCUAGUUCAGAUGCACUUUGUUCACUUUGUAGCAACUUUUCAGUCCACGUUUCUGGUAUGGAUGGCACUGGACAGAUAUUUUGCCAUCUGCACACCACUUUACUACCAUGAGUGCAUGGCGUUACCAAGAUUCCUCAAGUUUAUCGUCCCACUUGUGAUCAGAAACUUCGUUCUGGUCACAGUUCUUGUGAUUCUGGCAGGGAAGUUAUCAUUCUGUGCUGAAAAUGUGAUGAAGCACUGUUUCUGUGAGCACAUGGCACUAGUGGAGCUGGGCUGUGGAAGCACUGCCAUCAACAGCCUGAUUGGUCUACUGACCGUGUUCCUCAUCCUUGUAGCUGAUUUCAUCUUUGUCACUGCUUCCUAUGUUUUCAUAUUCAGCUCCUUGCUCAAGUCCAACAAGUCGGGUGUCAAAGCUCUUCACACCUGCACCACACACAUUGUGGUCAUGAUCAUGGGCCUGUCCAUUGCACUGGUUGCUUUCCUGUCAUAUCGGAUCAGAAAUGAUCUUCCAGACGACGUUCGGGUUUUCUCCAGUACCAUGUACCUGCUGUUCCCGAGCUGCUUCAACCCGAUCAUCUACGGCAUCAGAACCGCCGAGAUCAGACGGCACAUCCUGAAGAUCUGCUGUCGCUUUGUCCGAACUGUUCCCCAUUCUUAA